ACAUGCCAUUUCUUUCUCAACUGUCUAUGUCAAGAUAUGUCUAACUGACUGUGUUUACUAGGAUAUUCGCCAAAACGCGCAUUUUGAUUUAAUUUUGUCUGUAUUUAUUCAUCCAUGCACAAAAAGUGGAAGAUUUAGUAUUCGCGCGGUCUAGACGCGGCCGUCUGUGUGCUAGCUUGCACUUCAGAUGUGUGCACUGAAAACUUUUCACACAGCGACUGUUCCACCAACAAUCCUGAGCGUCUUUUAUGCUUCACCUUGUGCCUUCGGGCAAGGGCAGUCCUUAUAUCGAGUCCUGAUACGCGAGUUUGAGUGAGAAUGCACGCCUUGGCGAUAAUGCAUAGACGGACAUUAUGUGAAAAUGUGGACAGUGCAAAAAAAGGUGCUUAUACUUUAUUUAUACUACAGAUAUUGAUAUUUUAUGUGUGGCAUCGAUGCAUCGUAUCGUCAGACAUCGUAUCGAUAUAUCGUUACACCCCUGAUUAAAAUAUUGUCUUGUUCUAGUGAAACAAGUAUCUGUAUUUUGUCUCAUCUCGUGAGCUAAGUGUAUUGUCACACACCCUAGUCUUGAUAAGUGGUCAUCUAGCUCAUAAUUUUCCAAGUGUAUGAUACAGCUUUCAUUCUUCAGGUCAAUCAUGUAUUCAUGAAAAAUAAAAUCAAUUUGAAUGAAGAAAGCAGUAACUUUGCCAUAGUAUCCUUUCAAAUGUUAAAGUUGUCACAGUCAUUGCAUGCUUUGCAUGUGCUGCUCCGCCCCCCAGAAAAAAGUUCAGGCUCAGAUUUUUUUUACAUUUUUUUUUGGCUUUAAUCCCUGUAAAUAUUCCCAAGGAUAUAAACAAUUUAGAAAUGCUUAAUUAUGGCUUAAUUAUUUAAUAAAAAAGAAAUCAGUGGAUUGGUUUGAGAUUAUUCUGUGACUGUAUUGAAAUGGGGUUCAUAUGAUUCUGAUUUUAAACCAAAUACUUUAGGGCCUGGUUUCACAGACAGGGCUUAGACUAAACCAGGACUAGGCAAUAGUUCAAUUAUGACAUUUAAGUAAUUUUUAUUUACGUGCCUUAGAAAAAAAACAUUACUGUUGUGCAUUUUGAGACAAAACAGAUGCACUGAUAUAUUUUAAGAUCAGUCAGUGCAAGUUUCUUCCAGUUAAAACUGCUCAGACUUACACUUCAGUCUGGGACUAGGCUUAAGCCUUGUCUGUGGAACUGGGAGAAUAUGUGCUUUUUAAAGUAUGGGCUGAGAAAGGGAUCACUGCUUACUGUGCAAUCACAGAUAAAGGACAAUUAUUAGACUUUGAAUCUUUCUUUUAGAGAAUUAGUCUAGAUUACAAGGAUUUCUUCAGAUAUCUUCAUCUCCAACAACAUUUCUAUCAGAAAAUUAAAAAAGGGACUGAUGGAGAUCCAAAUAAGAGUGCUCUAGUUAAAAUACAAGGCUGAACCAAUGUUAAAGACUGUUACUAAACUAUAUAGAGCAUUGAGAGAAUUUCUCUCUGGCACAUUAAGGAGAAAUGGGAAAAAGAAAGUGGUAUUACUGUCUCAACUGAGGACUAGAAAAAUAUAUGAACAACCUCCCAUUCUUUAUAUUGGAGAGAAUUUUGCUGGAGUAAUACUGUUGUUGUUUUUUUUCUUACUCCAAAACAGAAAAAUAAAUUUUUAGGCUACUAAAAGUCUUGGAGACAUUGUGACUAACAGGAUGCUAACCAUUUUCACAUAUUUUGGGGAUAUCCUAAUAUCAGAAGCUUUUGGAAAGAUAUGCAGAACGUAUUGAAGCACCUCAGUUGAUUUCAGUUUUGAGGUACUUUACAUGAGCAAUGUGUCAAUGGUUUCCUGGGAAGGGAAGGUAAUGCACCAAUAAGUUGUUUGCCAACCGCCAGUAAACCCUAGAAGAAGAAGAAGACUUUUAUUUUGCUUGACCAUGUGACGUCAUAAGGCUGCGCUUCUGCUGAAGAAAGGUGUGUUAUCCCGCUUAUUCCUGGUCAUUUGCCAAGUUAUGGUCGAGUUAAAACUAGUAAUGCGCUUUCUAGCGCAAUAUUUGACCGGAAGGGUAAAAAUGACAGUUAUUUGAAUGAAUUAUAGCGUUUGUUUAAAUGAAUUAUCGAUGGAGAAAGAGAGAGAUGACCGUUGUGUGUGCGUUACCUGCGUCUGCGCGUCUCUCUACAAACAAUUCAUACAAAAACAUAGAUGUUACACCUCGUUGAUAACGAAUAUAAUGUAGCGAUCUAGUAUCUAGGCUAUUUUGUUAAUAAAAAUCACGGGGCAGCGUUGACAAGUUUAUGUGCGAUCUCCGACUCUCUCUCUCUCUCUCUCUGUGUGUGCAUCAGUUAAAGCAGCGCAUUAAUAAUAAACGGAGUCGGAACUACUUUACAUUAAACGGUUUUACUGCAUACUGCUUCUGUUCUGAAUCACUCUCAAAGUCUUCUGCUCAAAACAAAGAGAACAAACAAACACAAGCAUGUGUAACGACAACUUUUACAGACCAACUGAAGAUGUUUUCAGCAUCAAACCAAAUAUAAAUCUUAAUACAGAUGUAAAACUUGUAAUGUUAUUUGUGUCCUUUUAAUAAUUUGAGCGCUAGUUUUGGGUGUGUUUUCUCUUGGCUGAUUGAGACGCACCCAAAGAUUUAGUUUCGAUUUAUAUUUCUCUCUGUCUUAUAUUAAACAGAUGAAUUGUUCAAACACACAGAAAAACUGAGGUUCACGUGACACACUGUUAUAAAGAUGGAGUUUAUUAAAGAGGAGAGUGAAGACCUGAAGAUUGAAGAAGCAUUCAGAGUUAAAGAAGAAGAUACUGAGGAACAAACAAAGAUGGAGUUUAUUAAAGAGGAGAGUGAAGAAACAUUCAAACAUGAAGAUACUGAGGAACAAACAGACCUGAUGCUGCUGAAAAAGGAGAGUCAAGAACUGAAUGAAACGAAAGACAAAGUUCAGUAUGAGAAACAUCAUGAUUUCAUACCUGGAGAGAAUUUUAGUUCCUCACAGACUAAAAAGACCUUACACAAAAGAGCUCAAAAGAGAGGAGCUAUAAGUAAUUUCAACUGCCAGUAUUGUGGAAAGAGUUUCAAUAAAAAAGGAAACCUUGUAGUCCAUAUUAGGAUUCACACAGGAGAAAAGCCUUACGCCUGCCAACAAUGUGGAAAAAGUUUCUCUAAAAAAGAACACCUUGAAUACCACAAGAGAAUUCACACUGGAGAGAAACCUUACACCUGCCAACAGUGUGGAAGAAGUUUCUCUAUAAAAGGAAACCUUGAAUACCACAAGAGAAUUCACACUGGAGAGAAACCUUACACUUGCCCACAAUGUGGAAUACGUUUCAGUAAAAAAACAGCUUUUCGAAGGCACAUAAGAAUUCACACGGGAGAGAAGCCUUACACCUGCCAACAGUGUGGAAGAAGUUUCGUUAAAAAAACAGUCUUUCAAAGGCACAUGCAAAUUCAUACUGGAGACAAGCCUUACAGAUGCAAACUGUGUGGAAACAGUUUCAUUCAAAAAGGAGACCUUGAAAUCCACACGAGAAUCCACACCGGAGAGAAGCCUUUCACAUGCACUCACUGUGGAAGGAGUUUUACACGUAAACAAACUCUUAAUGCCCACAUAAGAAUUCACACAGGAGAGAAGCCUUACACCUGCCAACAGUGUGGAAGAAGUUUCUCUUUAAAAGGAAACCUUGAAUACCACAAGAGAAUUCACACUGGAGAGAAACCUUACACUUGCCCACAAUGUGGAAAACGUUUCAGUAAAAAAACAGCUUUUCAAAUGCACAUAAGAAUUCACACGGGAGAGAAGCCUUACAACUGCCAACAGUGUGGAAAGAGUUUCUCUCAACACGGAAGCCUCAAAGGCCACAUGAGAAUUCACACUGGAUAGAAACCUUUGAGCCAGAGAAGGAUUCACAAGCUAGAAGAAUUUUAUGUUAUCAGUGCGGUAGGUAUUUCACAGACAGGAAACACCACAACAAUCAUGUAAUAACUCACAUCGUAGUAAAGGAUUCAUUGUGCCAUCACUGUGGAAAAAUAGACAGAGCAAACCUUGAAAUUCACUUGAGAAUUUACAGUGAAGAGAAGCCUUUCACAUGCCGUCACUGAGGAAAAAAGUUACAGAUCCAAAGAAAUCUUAAUACUCACGAGGCAUCGCACUGAAGAAAAUGUUUACGUUUACUACAUUAAAGGGUUUGUUCAAUUGCCCAAGGCAUCCUAGGUGUAUAUAACAUUUUUCUUUCAGAUGAAUUCAGAGUUAUAUUAAAAAUGUGCUGGCUCUUCCAAGCUUUAUUUUGUGGGUGAGUGUUUCUGUUCAACAGUCCAAAAGAAGUC
Molecule: messenger RNA, 4296 nt
Organism: Cyprinus carpio (common carp)
Lineage: Eukaryota; Metazoa; Chordata; Actinopteri; Cypriniformes; Cyprinidae
Biological process (GO): regulation of transcription by RNA polymerase II
Cellular component (GO): PcG protein complex; transcription regulator complex
Molecular function (GO): DNA-binding transcription factor activity, RNA polymerase II-specific; RNA polymerase II cis-regulatory region sequence-specific DNA binding
Source: RefSeq, a predicted model, not a curated record